Molecule: messenger RNA, 433 nt
Organism: Ambispora leptoticha
Lineage: Eukaryota; Fungi; Glomeromycota; Glomeromycetes; Archaeosporales; Ambisporaceae
Source: the annotation of a GenBank genome assembly
AUGUCGAUAUCAACAUCAGCAUCAUCGUUACAACAAAAAAAUUUUGAUGAAUUUGAAGAUGAUCGAGAAGAAAUACUGACAAUUAAAUCAUCCUUAUCCUCUAGUAAUAACAAUAGUCGAAGAAGUAGCAAUAACAGCUAUUGCGUACAAGAUGUGAUUUCUUAUCAUCAUCAACAAUCGGCAUCACUAAGUCAAUCGCAUACCGAUAAUGAUAAGAAUAUUAAUCAAAUCCGAUCAAAUUCACUUACAAGAAAAGCUGCCACGACAAUUGCUGCUAAAGAUUCAUAUCAUUAUAAUGAACUGAUAAAAUCAUCACAACAUCGGUCAUGCAAUAACACUAACAACUUUACUGGUAGUAAUCGAACCACAAAGUCUCCUUUGCGAUUAACACUAGUUGAAAGUGUAAGUGCUACUGUUGUUGGAUCGGAAGAAG